AUAAUUUACCAAUGGGAAACUUGAAAAACUUAAAUUAAGUGUUAUCCAAUUAUUAAAGUACAUAUUUAAUCCCAGAAUAUAGUCAGUUAAUAUGAAUGACAGAAAGUGUUUUGUAUUGAAUUGGCAUUGGUCACUGUGGUAUUAUACAGUGAUAUUUACCUCUACCAUCUCCACAUAUACCAAUGUUUGGCCACAAGGUAAAGCCUUAGAUUCAAGUUAUCCAAGUAAAGGUAGUUUUCCAUCAGUCCUAUUCAACCAAAUUUCAAAGGAAAAUGAAAACAAAAACAUAAUCAUAUCACCAUUUUCGAUUCAAUCUGCCCUAACUUUACUCUAUAUGGGUGCUGAAGGCAAUACCGCCAAAGAAUUCCAAAAUCUUUUACACUUUAGUUCAUCUAACAAAACUGAAAUUGCUGAAAAUUUUCAACGCAUCAAAAACUCAAUGAUGGCAUCAAGUGGUCAAAAAGCACAAAUUCAGAGUGCUGAAAGAAUAUACACUAGAUUUAAUCUUGUUCCAAAAUUCAAUCAAAUUGCUUCAAAAUACUUUCAAGCUCAAGCAGAGAAGGUCAAUUUUAAUCUUAGAGAACAAACUGCAAACAAAAUAAAUACUUGGGUGGAAAAUAAUACAAAUAAUAAGAUUACAAAUUUGAUAAGUCCUGAAUCGAUUGAUGACCACACCACCGCUAUUCUUGUCAAUGCACUGUAUUUUAAGGCUCCAUGGGCAAAUCAAUUUAAUAAGCGUUUGACCAGAAAGAAGCCCUUCUAUAUGAGUGCAAGAAAAUCAGUUAAUGUCGAUACAAUGUCAGAUGAGAUUACAUGUAAAUAUGUUAGAAUUCCUGAGCUUGAUGCUACCGCAAUUGAGUUGAGAUAUGAGGAUACUGAUUUGGUUAUGGAUGUGAUUCUUCCGAACGAGGUUAGUGGUUUGAAAGACUUGGAAAAUAGUAUUUCGGUGAUGGAUUUGGGUAAACUCUUCGAAAAUGUGACCGAAGAAGAAGUAAAGGUUAAUCUACCGAAAUUCAGAAUUGAAUUCGAAACCGGACUUAUUCCUGUUUUACAAGAUAUGGGUAUGAAGGAAUCUUUCCAGUAUGGUGCCAAUUAUACGGGAAUAUUUAAUACAAAGGUUCCGGUAAAGGUAUCCGAUGUAAUUCACAAGGCUUUUAUAGAAGUUAAUGAAUUUGGAUCUGAAGCUGCAGCAUCAACAUAUACUAAAUUAGUAUAUUUAUCAGCUUUUUCGGACGCUGAAGAGACAUUUACUGCUGAUCAUCCAUUUAUGUUUGUUAUAAGGAAUCCCAGUACAGUGUAUUUUGUAGGUCAUGUUAAGAACUUUGACAGCUAAUAUUAUAUUAAAAACUAAUAUUAACUUAGAGUGAAGCUUUAAUUAGGAUACCUUUUUGUAUUGUUAAUUUUUAAUAAUAUUGUAAUAAAUGACAAUUUUUUUAACAGCA
This is a messenger RNA of Episyrphus balteatus (marmalade hoverfly), 1442 nucleotides long. Its product is annotated as serine protease inhibitor 42Dd-like. The coding region runs from base 92 to 1333 and encodes 413 amino acids. The record is from RefSeq and is a predicted model, not a curated record. The transcript has 4 exons. Gene Ontology annotation, molecular function: serine-type endopeptidase inhibitor activity. Lineage: Eukaryota; Metazoa; Arthropoda; Insecta; Diptera; Syrphidae.